UUUCCGAAGAUCAUCCGAGAAUGAAUCCUGAUUCGCGUAUGUUUGUUCCCCUCUUCAUUCUGUUCGCGUUGAUCCUGGCCACUCUUUGGGGUUUGAUCAAUCGCCAGGGCCUGAUUGAAGCGUAUCAUAAGCAGUUGCAUGGGGAUCCGAAUGCAGUUGGCGUUGAGUGGAUGGAUAAGCUUGCACAGCUUACGGAUCCUAUCAGUGCGGUUGUUGCCAUGGCCGACAAAGAUAAUGCAGGGAUGAAAUCAGAGAAUACCCCAGUAAACAAAAAUCUACUAGGGUAUAAAAAUGCAACCAAUCCGCCUGUGAAUCAGAACUCAGACGAAAAGAAGGAGGAGCAAGAACUACUGCUGAAAGAUCAUAAGCAAGAAAAAGUCGAUGAACCACAAGACAAAAAUAUGCGCAAGGUACGAAUAGUCCCCGAUUUGGACUUGAGGCGUGAGUUUGCCAGCGAUAGAGCCAAUCCCUAUAUAGAGAAUAUCAAUGAGAACUACGACAUGACUUCCCAGUAAUUGAGUCUCCCUCAAUAAGAAACUAAAUAUAUUUUGCAUAAAGUUCGAGUGCGUUGACCUUCCCUGAGAAAUUAUUGAAAUAA
Messenger RNA from Drosophila persimilis, 598 nucleotides. RefSeq lists its product as uncharacterized. The transcript is spliced from 4 exons. The coding region runs from base 21 to 515 and encodes 164 amino acids. The record is from RefSeq and is a predicted model, not a curated record. NCBI's taxonomy places the organism in Eukaryota, Metazoa, Arthropoda, Insecta, Diptera, Drosophilidae.